ACUGUUGGUAUUCGGCAUUUAGAGACUUGUUCACCUAUUGAUUGUUCGGGAUAUGGUUACCUCCUCCACCGCUACGGAUACUACCGCUAUGCCAGUGUCUCAAUAUCAAAGCUUUUCAGGCCAAGCAAACAUGCCUUCCACCUCGCCGCUCCCUUCUGUGGCAUACCUUGGGCCUAGGAGUUCGUAUUCUCAUCAGGUGGGUUCAUGCCCGCUUCGCAUAUUUGCCCUUUUAAAAAGCAAAUGAAACCCGAAUUAACAGAUGGCCCAGGCAGCGUUGGAACGCUUCGAUCCAGCAAACCACACCUUUGAGCCUCGAUCCGGAAUCGCCGGUAACCCUCUCUUCCAUGCAUCCAUUCACCCAUCCCACUUCCCACUCCAGGCUUCACAUAAAAGCUAACAAUCAACCAACCGACCAACCACACAGACGUCUUCACAGCCGUCCAGACCGGUGCAGUAGCCUACGGCGUGGUCCCUUUCGAAAACUCCACGAACGGGAACGUGGUCUUCACCCUGGACCUCUUCUGCGACCGCACUCGCUCCUUCCGCGACACCUUCGUCCGCGGCGAGACAUACCUCGACGUGCACCACUGUCUCCUCUCGAGCGCCCCGUCGCUCUCCAGCAUCGCCAGGAUCUACUCGCACCCGCAGGCCUUCGGCCAGUGCGAGAACUGGCUCAGCGCGAACGUGCGCGGAGUCGAGCGCAUCGACGUCUCGUCCACCUCGAAGGCCGCGCAGAUCGUUGCCGGGGAUGCGGGCGCCGCCGCUAUCGCGAGUAGGGUCGCCGCCGACGUGCACGGCCUCAAGAUACUUGCGGAGAAUAUCGAGGACUCAGCGGACAAUACUACUAGGUUUUUCGUGCUGGCUGCCCAGCCAGGGUUGAAGGCUCCCGUGUCCAAGGGGUACGGAGAGUCGGAUAAGACGCUUUUGUCUUUCACUGUUGAUCAUGAGAUUCCCGGGGCACUUUGCGAUAGUCUGAAGGUCUUCAAGGAUUUUGGCCUUAAUCUUACGAGCAUUGCGAGUAGACCGAGCAGGCUCCUACCCUGGAAUUAUAUCUUUUUCGUCGAGUUCCAAGGGCACAGCGAUACUCAGUAUGUCCAGACCGCGCUGGACGAACUUAGGAAGUACUGCUUGAACUUGAGGGUCCUGGGGAGCUAUAAGGACGAGCAGCGCAGGAAGGGAAAGAUUCAUCGGGAGAGCGAGAGAAAGAUGGCGGGGAACGGAAAGACCCCCUGGUAG
Messenger RNA from Tuber aestivum (summer truffle), 1236 nucleotides. Lineage: Eukaryota; Fungi; Ascomycota; Pezizomycetes; Pezizales; Tuberaceae. The record is from the annotation of a GenBank genome assembly.